This is a messenger RNA of Halteromyces radiatus, 948 nucleotides long. RefSeq names its product zinc-finger of the MIZ type in Nse subunit-domain-containing protein. Gene Ontology annotation, biological process: protein sumoylation; double-strand break repair via homologous recombination. NCBI's taxonomy places the organism in Eukaryota, Fungi, Mucoromycota, Mucoromycetes, Mucorales, Cunninghamellaceae. The transcript is spliced from 6 exons. The annotation marks the transcript as partial. The record is from RefSeq and is a predicted model, not a curated record. Gene Ontology annotation, cellular component: Smc5-Smc6 complex; nucleus. Gene Ontology annotation, molecular function: zinc ion binding; SUMO ligase activity.
UUUUAUUGAAUUAUAUAGAUCAACGAUAUGAACGAGCAGGAUAUUAUCGACUCACAACGCGAUCUCACUCUUGAAGAUGUAAAAGAUCAAUUCAAGUUACAAAGCUAUCAUGUGGAUCGGCUACCUAGUUUUGUUUCAGAUACGGAUGCGGUGGUGGAUACGAUUAGAAAAUGUAUGAAUUUAACAUCAGAUCUUAUUGGUGAUUUAGAAGAACGCGGUCAUUCUGACCUAACAGCAUCAUUAGAAGCCGGUCUGAAGGAAACUAUUGAUUUGGAACACGCUAUUAAGACGCAAAAGGAUUUGUUUCUCCAACUUCAAGCAAAUGUACGACAAGGCGUGGAUAUUGGUAAUGGAUUGGAUCAUUAUAAUGAAGCCUGGGGCAAGGAAAAACAGAGAUACGACGGGUUAGCAGACAAGGACAAAUAUCAUCGUCAUGAAAAAUACAACGAAUUUAAACAGCUGGUCUGGAACGUGAAACACCCGGAUAUACCUAUGCCAAGUUUGGGUGAAAUGGAAAAUAACCAUGGUGAUAACGAUGAUGAAUUGAUUGUAGCAGCUACAAAAAAAUCAUUGAAAUGUCCUUUGACUACCACGUGGUUAGUAGAACCUAUGACAAGCAAAUCUUGCAAACAUACAUUCUCAAAAGAUGCUAUUUUUGGUAUGAUCAAACGAAGCAAUGGACAAAUAGUUGAAUGCCCUGUGCCAGGAUGUCGACAAGCACUAGGAAUGACGAGCUUUUAUGAAGACACUCUAAUGGAACGUUUGGUAACCAAGGCAAAACAUAACCAAGGCUCAGAAAAUGGAUCAAGUCAGUUCCAUGAUGUAGAAUAGAAGUAUAAAUAUAUAUUUAUACGAUCCUUUUUUUUUCUGUACAUACGAAUCAAUCAAAAAAGAAUGAAUCCAAACUCAAUAAAUAAAUAAAUACAUAUAUCAGAGCUUUCUUUUGUC